This is a messenger RNA of Erigeron canadensis, 1626 nucleotides long. RefSeq names its product probable inorganic phosphate transporter 1-7. Gene Ontology annotation, molecular function: phosphate transmembrane transporter activity. The record is from RefSeq and is a predicted model, not a curated record. The transcript has a single exon. Gene Ontology annotation, cellular component: membrane. The coding region runs from base 1 to 1626 and encodes 541 amino acids. Gene Ontology annotation, biological process: phosphate ion transport; transmembrane transport. Lineage: Eukaryota; Viridiplantae; Streptophyta; Magnoliopsida; Asterales; Asteraceae.
AUGGCUGGGGAUCAACUUAAAGUGCUUAAUGCACUUGAUCUUGCAAAAACACAAUGGUAUCAUUUUACUGCAAUUGUAAUAGCAGGAAUGGGUUUCUUUACAGAUGCAUAUGAUCUUUUCUGCAUCUCUCUCGUGACCAAAUUACUCGGCCGGAUAUACUACCAUGUGGAACAUAGUGACACCCCUGGCACGUUGCCCCCAAAAGUAAGUGCAGCGGUUAACGGAGUGGCGUUUUGUGGAACCCUCACAGGUCAGCUAUUCUUUGGGUGGCUUGGGGAUAAAAUGGGAAGAAAGAAAGUGUACGGUAUGACACUUAUGAUAAUGGUGAUUUGCUCUAUAGCUUCGGGCCUUUCUUUCAGUAAAGACCCAAAAGCCGUAAUAAUUACACUUUGCUUCUUUCGGUUCUGGUUGGGAUUUGGGAUCGGUGGUGACUACCCACUUUCUGCCACAAUCAUGUCUGAAUAUGCAAAUAAAAAGACCCGUGGAGCGUUCAUUGCAGCAGUGUUUGCUAUGCAGGGAUUUGGGAUCCUAGUCGGGGGUGUAUUUGCUAUAAUUGUAUCAUCGUCAUUUAGGGCCAAGUAUAACGUUCUUCCUUAUAAAAGUGAUGAAAAUGGUUCGACCCCUCAUCAAGCUGAUUAUGUAUGGAGAAUCAUUUUGAUGUUUGGAGCGAUUCCCGCAGGUUUGACAUACUACUGGAGGAUGAAGAUGCCAGAAACAGCCCGAUACACGGCUUUAGUUGCCAAGAAUGCAGAGAAGGCGGCUACUGAUAUGGCCCGAGUUAUGCAGGUGGAUAUCGAAUCCGAUCAAUCAAGACUGGAGGAAAUCACAGAAAAGGAUUCAAAUCAGUUCGGUUUGUUUACAAAACAGUUUCUUCGCCGGCACGGGCUUCACUUGCUCGGGACCACCACCACCUGGUUCUUACUCGACAUCGCGUUUUACAGUCAAAAUUUGUUUCAGAAGGAUAUUUUUACUGCAAUUGGGUGGCUUCCACAUGCUGCAGAUAUGAGUGCAAUCGAGGAAGUUUUCAAGAUUGCCAAAGCUCAAACUCUAAUCGCGCUUUGCAGUACUGUUCCUGGAUACUGGUUUACCGUUGCUCUAAUUGACCAUAUCGGUAGAUUUGCUAUUCAAUUAAUGGGAUUUAUAAUGAUGACAAUCUUUAUGUUUGCACUAGCAAUCCCUUAUGAUCAUUGGACAAAGCAUGAAAACAGAAUGGGUUUUGUGGUGAUGUACUCUUUGACUUUCUUCUUUGCUAACUUCGGCCCAAAUGCCACCACAUUUAUCGUGCCAGCCGAGAUUUUUCCAGCAAGAUUAAGGUCAACUUGUCAUGGGAUAUCAGCAGCGUCCGGGAAGCUUGGGGCAAUUGUGGGUGCUUUCGGGUUCUUAUAUUUAGCUCAGAGCAAAACUAAACCAGAUAAAGGCUAUCCUAAAGGUAUUGGGGUUAAAAAUGCACUCAUCAUUUUGGGCGUCAUCAACCUUUUAGGAGCUCUUUUUACCCUUUUAGUGCCCGAAGCUAAAGGGAAAUCACUCGAGGAGAUGUCAGGCGAGAAUGCUGAUAAUGAUGAUGAUGCAGUAAAGCUGGAAGAUGUAUCUAUGGUUGAAGAUGUAUCUAAGGUUGCAGCAGACUAA